CCACCCCCCACGCUGACCCGGAGCAGCCAUGCAUCUCGAGGUGAAGGUCGCCCUGAACUUCAUCGUGUCCUACCUCUACAACAAGCUGCCUCGGCGCCGCGCGGAUCUGUUUGGCGAGGAGCUGGAGAGGAUACUGAUUUCUCGGUUCGAGGGUCACUGGUACCCCGAAGCCCCUCUCAGAGGCUCUGCCUUUCGCUGCAUUCACCUGGGAGCCCCGAGGGACCCCGUGGUGGAGUUAGCCGCCAAGAGGAGCGGCCUGGACACGGAGGAAGUUCGUGCAAACGUUCCUGCAGAGCUCAGCGUGUGGAUCGACCCGUACGAGGUUUCCUACCAGAUCGGAGAGAAGGGGGCGGUGAAGGUCCUCUACCUGGAAGAGACUCCUGGACUCGGGUGUGACGGAGAGAUGCCGGAGGGGCCCACCAGAGAGGGAGACUCGGAGGCGGAGGAGGCCAAGAGUUUGGGGUUCAACCCGGACGCUCAGGUGUUCGUUCCGAUCGGCAGCCAGGCGUCGCCCGCCCUCAUGCCCUCUCUCUCCAGCUCCCCCACCCCGAUGUCCACCGCCCUCUUCAGCUACCCGAGCUCCAGCACGCCCCCCGACCCCUCCGCCCACUCCUCCAUCCCCACCGCCCGCCCCCAGCCCAUCACCUUCACCACCGCCAGCUUCGCCGCCACCAAAUUUGGCUCGACCAAGAUGAAGAAGUGCAGCGGUGCCGGGUCAACAACUGGCGCCAAUGGCUCCAUCCUCCCCCCCGCUCAGAGGAUGCUCACCCACUCCCCCACCGCCAUCUUGGCUCCGGACCUGCUGAAGCACAAGCCUCUCUCUCUGUCCUUGCACUCCCUCGGAGGCGCUCCCAUCGCCAGCCAGCUCUCCCCCAACGCCAAAGAGUUCGUGUACCCAGGAUCGCCGGGCGCCCUUUACUUCGAUGCUGACUCCCAGCCCAUGCAGCCUCACGUCAGCCCGUUCCAGCCGCCACACUCCCAUCCGACCUUUGACCCCUUCUCCAGCCCUCCUCCGCCCCCCAGCGUUGGCAUCAUCGGCAGCAGCGGGGGCAUCCCCUACAUGGAGAAGCCCCCGUUUGUGGAGGGUCUAGGAAGCUACAACCUGCAAUACCCCAGCCAGUCCUUCCAGCCGGUGGUGCUGGCCAACUAAAGCCUUCAUUUGUAACGAAAAAGAAAUGUUCUCCCGAGGUGGGUCUGAAAAAUGACGCUCCAGAUAUUUUCAGUUUUUUCUAACAAAUUGUUCUGAUACUAAAACGCGUUGAGAAUUAGUUUUACUACGAGGAUUUAAAAAGUACCACGUCCACUGAAUAAUGAAAUGUAGUUUUUGUUACCUCCAAUCCCGCCCUAUCUUUUCAUUCGUUGCUUUCGUCCGUUUGCUUUGAUGACAGGAGUGGGUGGGGAGGGGUGGGUUCCUUUCUACGUUUGAGUCGUUGCCAAUCGCUUUUAUGUUUAUUCCUUUGCAUUAAAUGUUAACGUUAAGGAUUUGUUUUUGUUUUGUGGUUUAAUGGACUCUAGUGUAGCUCCACUUUUGCACUGCACUGUCAUGCUGUGAAAGAAGCUCCUCGCCAAGUCCUGCAGGGAACGACGGCUGUGGAAAGCUCAGCACUUUGCUCUGCAAUCUGCUCUGCCCUACUUGCCACAAAUACAGAGAAGGGGGGGGUGGGGGGUCUGCUGUGUGAGCGAGUGUGUGGCGCUGCUCUGUUUUGUUGUGGCUCAGCGUGAUGGAGAGACCCAUUGUUUGUACGAUGGUGGGCCCUCUCCUCUAGUCGUUGUUGUCGCCAGUUUGUCGUCAGCUGGGAUGUGUGUACAUGACACGGGUUUAAAUGAAGCGAGAGCAGUGGAGUGAGCAGAAAGGCAGCUUGGGGGAGUAAGGGAGCGAUGUAGGGGAAUGUAUUGCAUCUGUCAGGGGGGAUACUGCAGCUAGGAAGGUCAGGGAAACCUUGGUGGAGAAACGGGUUUGCAUUUUAAGACUUUAACCGCGCGUUGAUGCCUCAAUUAAACACACUGGGAUGUAAAUUGUGCUUUCAUACGUGCACACACGCAGGCGGUCGUGUGUGAAGGAGAAGAGGGAUGCAGCAGGCAUUGUGAUAAAUGGCUUAGCAUGACUUUGAGGGAGAGCUUUUCCUCUGCACGAAGAAGGAAGUGAAAGGGAGAGCAGCAGCUCGAGGCUUCUUUCGCCUCGGUGUUAUCCAGGCUGUGGAGAGAUUUAAAACCCAGAACACGUUUGUGGUGAGCUUAAAUGGUAUUGAAGCCAACCAUUCUCUCCCUCCUCUUGAAAUUCUCCUCUUCUCCUCUGGUUUCUGACAAAAGAUUCAUACAGAUGAGUGAUCCUCAAUUGGUCUGCUGCUUUUAUUGGUUAGAUUUUAAGUCUGCUGCAUGUCUCUAACAAAGGUUUGUUUACCAGCUGGGUCCAUGUGAUUGUUGGUGAGUCUCUGCAGGGAGGGGUGGCUCUCAGAUGAGCAGCACUUUACUUCUGAGGCUGUGUGGCGCUACAUCGUUCCUUUAGCCUCCAUGAAAUGCUUUAGAGAUUCAAACAGUGCACAUGCAAGAUUGAGGAGAUGCUGUUUAUUUGAAUGUUUCCAGAAACCUAUUAAUGAGGACCCUUGACUCUGGUUUUGCAACGUGACAUCUUGUCAUAUGCAUGGAAGAUUUUAUUUCUUUGUUUGUUUUUUUUCAAGGGGAUGGGUGGGGAGGUCUGUAAAUGUCAUUAUGAUUGUGAGGGGAAAGAUGCAUUUAUAUCGUUUCUUUGUUUUGUAAUUUAUUUCUAUAUAUUUUAGUUUUUUCUGCAAAAAUGAUCACUGACAUUUGUACGAGUAAAGACAUGACAAGUCCAGGAAAUAUGUAUAUAUACAAAGUUCUUACGUUCAGAUUUAUUUGUUUAGUUUCUUACAUGCCGAGGUUAUUUUUUCAGAAAAUAACGUGAAUAUAUGCAAACCGAGACAAAAAUAAAGAUGUACAGAAUAAAGUAUUGAAUGUGUAUUGUACCUUGUACCUUUUUGGCAUUUGUCUAAUAAGACGGGUAAAUGUAUUCAUUCUUCAAGUCGGAUUUGAAGUUUAAGAUGUGAAUGUUUACAAAGGGUUUGUGUAGGAAAGAUGGCUGAUUUCACUUUUGUUCUGUGCUCCCAGGGCAGUCUCACAACACUACUCUCCAUUGGCAGUGCAUUUAAACCAAAAAUUACACAUUUCAGAUUUUGUUUUUGUCCAUUUCCCUUUUUUUUUCUAUUGUCAAUUCCCUACAUAUUUAGAGUUACCCUGCUUGUAUUUUAUCCUUCGAGCUAAAAGUACCAUUCACUUUUCCCCACUUUAUUUAAACACAUUUUCACUACCCCCAAGUUACCCCACUUAGACAAACGAUCCACAUUUCGGAGUUAUUCUUAAGUGAAAUGUCCAUUUACCCAUUUAUUUUGGUCAAUCCCCUACAUAUUUAUUACAUUCCCUACUACAAGUUACUCUGCUUAUCUUUUUUCCUCUGAAGAAAUUGUUAUAUUUUCCCACUUUAGUUAAUAAUCACGUUCACUCUACUUCCCAUAGAAAUGUAUUAUUGAAACGAAACAAUUUUACAUUUCAGAUAUAUUCAAGUCCUUCCCUCUUUUCCUUUUUUGUUGUUGUAAAUUCAAUACUUAUUUAGGAUCACAAUAGAUUUCCUACAUUUUGUUUUACUCCCAUCCGACACUCCUUGACUUCUUUUGUUUGCUACUAAAGCGCCUAACCAAGAUAAAUCAGAUUUACUAGAACAAAACGCCCCCGUAUAUUUUAUAUCCCAUCACAUUUUACUUUGUCUCACUUCAUCUUUUUCCCUUUCUCCCCAGGUCCUUUGGUCCUGGUACUAUAGCCAUAUCCCAGACUGUCUUUGCUUACAGACGCUCGCCCUUCUCCAGUGCAAUGUAAUGCCAUAGUUUAAAUUACCCUGAAGGAUUUAAGGGGUUUCUACCUCUCUGCACCCGGGAAAAAAAAAUACAAAAAUCAGUAUAUCGUCUCAAUGAGAAGACAGUGUUACGGAAAGGAUGAAGGAAAUGAAUGUGCUGUGAAUGUGAUCUGUUUAUUAGGCUACACCCUGGUUGAGAUGGCCUGCGGAUAAUAAAUAAGGGAAACAGAAUUGUUUUGUGUGUUUAAACGUGACAGUCACAUGCAUGUCCAAAAUGACUCAGUGACUCUUUUUUUUUCAUAUUUGUGAGAUUAUUCUUAGCAAACGAGGUGUUGUUAAAUUUCGUCUGUAUACAAAUCGGUCUCCUCUGAGGAUGUGACGAUGACUGUAAAAGAGUAAAUGCUGGUUUGUGUUUUUUCACGCUUUUCUAAACACACUCCAAACGCAGGCCAUUCAACAAUCAGGGUUGAACGUUAUUGAGGAGGAAAAACAAGAAUUUUGUAUUCUGAUGUCCGUUUGCUUAUAUCGAUGUGUGCGUUUUAUUUUGCACUUUGGAAUAUUUCAUUGUCAUAAAAGAAGUUUAUUUUCUAUGUAAAAAAUUUAACAUUUAAGAGUACAAAUAAAUAUAAUUAAAAGUUCAGAUGAUGUAUAAAUAUAGUGCUUUCUUUCCUGCCUGUAUUUUAUUAUUUUUGUUCCUAUUUUGUAUCUGAUCUGUACACCCUGUAGAUGUAAUGAAUCUUUCACUACUGAAAUGCAAUGACCUGUUUUCUGUGCUGCCCCACCCCCGGGAAUGGGGAGUUACUACUGCAGUUUCUUAUUGUAUCAGAUUCUUUUUUAAGUUUGUAAUAAAAACAGAUUGGCAAAAAAACAAGCAUGGAACAUAAGAUCAUUGUGUCAUC
This is a messenger RNA of Notothenia coriiceps (black rockcod), 4764 nucleotides long. RefSeq names its product transducer of ERBB2, 2 (gene tob2). Gene Ontology annotation, cellular component: cytoplasm; nucleus. The transcript is spliced from 2 exons. Gene Ontology annotation, biological process: regulation of gene expression. The record is from RefSeq and is a predicted model, not a curated record. NCBI's taxonomy places the organism in Eukaryota, Metazoa, Chordata, Actinopteri, Perciformes, Nototheniidae. Gene Ontology annotation, molecular function: transcription corepressor activity. Bases 29 to 1150 code for a protein of 373 amino acids.